This is a messenger RNA of Pollicipes pollicipes, 1613 nucleotides long. Its product is annotated as keratin-associated protein 10-7. Lineage: Eukaryota; Metazoa; Arthropoda; Thecostraca; Pollicipedomorpha; Pollicipedidae. Gene Ontology annotation, molecular function: serine-type endopeptidase inhibitor activity. Gene Ontology annotation, cellular component: extracellular region. The record is from RefSeq and is a predicted model, not a curated record.
CUCGCCGAGCGGGAGGUCGCGCGUUGGAGCGGGGCGGCAGUCUCCAUGCCUGACGCGAUGAAGUCUGUUCUGCUGCUGCUUCUGCUGGCCGUCUGCGGUGUCCACCCGGCGCCUUAUGAGAAGCCGGGCGUCUGCCGCCGGCGGGUUUUCAUAGCGCUGGCCUGUUUGCCGGCCGAGACCAUCAACACCUGCAACAACGACUUCCAGUGUCCAGGCACGCAGAAGUGCUGCCGUACUGAAGCCUGUGUCACCUCGUGCGAGGAACCCGACGGACCGAAGCCCGGGACAUGUCCCCUGCCCUCUGCUGUGGAACCGGGCUACCCGAACUGUGACGUAGACAGCGACUGUGGCGACGAUGACAGGAAAUGCUGCAGGAAUGUGGACGGCAAUACCCGCUGCUCUUCGCCCAAAGCGCCAGAGAAGCCGGGCGUCUGCCGCCGGCGGUUUUUCAUAGCGCUGGUCUGUUCGCCGGAUGAGAUCAUCAACACCUGCAACGACGACGACUCCCAGUGUCCCGGCACGCAGAAGUGCUGCCGAACUCAACGCUGUGUCACCUCGUGCGAGGAGCCGGACGGACCGAAGCCUGGCGUGUGCCCCCCGCCCUUUGCCGUGGAGCCGGGAAACCCGAACUGUGACGUGGACAGCGACUGUGGCAACGAUGACAGGAAAUGCUGCAAGAAUGUGGACGGCAAUACACGCUGCUCUUCGCCAGAGAAGCCGGGUGUCUGCCGCCGGCGGUUUUUCAUAGCGCUGGUCUGUUCGCCGGCUGAGAUCAUCAACACCUGUAACGACGACGACUCCCAGUGUCCCGGCACGCAGAAGUGUUGCCGCACUCAGCGCUGUGUCACCUCGUGCGAGGAGCCGGACAGACCGAAGCCUGGCGUGUGUCCCCUGCCCUCUGCCUUGGAGCUGGGAAACCCGAACUGUGACGUAGACAGCGACUGUGGCGACGAUGACAAUAAAUGCUGCAAGAAUGUGGAGGGCAAUUCGCGCUGCUCUCCGCCCAAGGCACCAGAGAAACCUGGUGUCUGCCGCCGGCGGUUUUUCAUAGCGCUGGUCUGUUCGCCGGAUGAGGUCAUUAACACCUGUAACGACGACGACUCCCAGUGUCCCGGCACGCAGAAGUGUUGCCGCACUCAGCGCUGUGUCACCUCGUGCGAGGAGCCGGACAGACCGAAGCCUGGCGUGUGUCCCCUGCCCUCUGUCUUGGAGCUGGGAAACCCGAACUGUGACGUAGACAGCGACUGUGGCAACAAUGACAAUAAAUGCUGCAAGAAUGUGGAGGGCAAUUCGCGCUGCUCUCCGCCCAAGGCACCAGAGAAGCCGGGCGUCUGCCGCCGGCGGGCUUUCAUAGCGCUGGUCUGUUCGCCGGAUGAGGUCAUUAACACCUGCAACGACGACGACUCCCAGUGUCCCGGCACGCAGAAGUGUUGCCGCACUCAACGCUGUGUCACCUCGUGCGAGGAGCCGGACGCACCGAAGCCAGGCACGUGUCCUCCGCCCUCUGCUGUGGAGCGUGGCUUCCCGAAUUGUGACGUGGACAGCGACUGUGGCGACGAUGACAGGAAAUGCUGCAGGAAUGUGGACGGCAAUACCCGCUGUUCUUCGCCCAA